This is a messenger RNA of Caenorhabditis remanei, 1272 nucleotides long. RefSeq lists its product as uncharacterized. The coding region runs from base 1 to 1272 and encodes 423 amino acids. The record is from RefSeq and is a predicted model, not a curated record. Gene Ontology annotation, biological process: neuropeptide signaling pathway. Gene Ontology annotation, cellular component: membrane. NCBI's taxonomy places the organism in Eukaryota, Metazoa, Nematoda, Chromadorea, Rhabditida, Rhabditidae. The transcript is spliced from 4 exons. Gene Ontology annotation, molecular function: G protein-coupled peptide receptor activity.
AUGAGCUAUUCCAAUGAAAACCUGACGCUACAAGAGCUCCAAGAAGCAAAUGCCCUCAAAGAAGCCGAAGAAAUUUCCGAAAUUCUGAGGAUAAAGAUCGAAGUAUGCAUCUACGUGAUAGUCUUCUUCAUCGGUGGACCCCUAAACCUGAUGGCCCUCUCAAAGUCUCUUCGUGCCUUCUCCAGAACACAUAAAGCAAAAAGUCAAAUACUCCUUCUUCGGAUAACUCUGAAUCUAGCAGAUCUGAUGACUCUAUUCCUCUAUGUACCUAAACAAAUCAUUUGGCUGAUCACAUAUCAAUGGUACGGUGGAGAAUUCCUGUGCAGAGCGUGCGCUUUCUUCUCCACAUUCUCAUUUUAUCUCAAUUCAUUUGUCAUUGCUUGCAUUGCAAUUGACCGAGUAUUCGGUGCGUACAACAUCAGUUCACUCAACGCCCAUCGAAAAGCAUACAUCAGAUGUCGGAACCUAUUGGGAUGUGGAUGGAUUCUCGCAUUUUUGUUGUCUCUUCCGCAGGCUGUGGUGUUCACGACGACGAGUCCAUAUGAGAAAAUUGAUUUCAAGCAAUGUGCGACAAUCUUCAUGAUUUUCCUUCACGAGAAACGUAUCGAAUACCAAGACCCAAUGACAACAGAUGCUCGUCGUGAAGAGAUAGACGCAGAGGCAUCAACAAUGGAACGAUGGGAAAAGAUGUAUGCAAUCAAUCAUUUUCUAUUUGUCUUCUGGAUUCCAUGUAUCGUUAUUGUCGGAAGCUACAUAGUAGUGUUACUCAUUCUUCAAGGGCAUCUCAAGCAAGACAAAUCCUCCACGUCUUGCUUCAAUUUUCGAGUAAAGUCAUCUGAUUUGACACUGGAUGAUACUCAAUCAACUACAACGAGAUCUCCAACUAGGUCAACAUAUUUACUCACUCAAGAAGAAUCAUUUGCACUUCGAUCCUCUUCAUCCUAUGAUUUUGAGUCUCAUCAGUCUCAUCCAACUCGUCAAGGAUCGUUCAGAUCAAGAUGUUCAAAUGGAGGAGGAACAAAGUUCGGAGCAAUGGCAGUUACCACUAUUCAUAGAGCAAAACAACAUGCAAAACGACAAGCUGCUCUCAUCAUUGUCGCCUAUUUAUGUAUUUGGAGUCCUUAUAAUCUGUUCACUGUCCUCAAUCUAUUUGGAAUGCCAAUUAUGGAAGAAUUACGACAUUUCUUGAGUUUUCUGAAUGCUGCAAUUUGUGUGAAUACAGUAGUCAAUCCGAUUAUUUAUGGAGUCUUUGCGUUGCCUGGAAGGAAAUAA